Neolamprologus brichardi is the source of this 3480-nucleotide messenger RNA. RefSeq names its product cylindromatosis (turban tumor syndrome), like (gene cyldl). The record is from RefSeq and is a predicted model, not a curated record. Gene Ontology annotation, biological process: protein deubiquitination. NCBI's taxonomy places the organism in Eukaryota, Metazoa, Chordata, Actinopteri, Cichliformes, Cichlidae. Gene Ontology annotation, molecular function: cysteine-type deubiquitinase activity.
CAUUUGCAAAUCUCCUGUCGUUGAUGUGCAGCUGGCUGACAACCGAUUUGAAAACAUUACCGUCAUUUCGGAAGAUUCUCUGUAUUUGCGCUUUACGAAGUUUACAAUUCUACUCAGGGAAGUUGUUUUUGGCCAAAAGUGUGUUCGUCUGGUCCAAAAAUGUUUCUAUGAACUGUCACGAACAAAAUACCAGUGACGCUGCUGCGAAAUGAAAUGAAAGAGGAAGUGAAAGUUAAGGCAGCUGAUUGGACGUAAAACAAAAAAGAAAGAAGACAGAAAGAAACCUCUAAAGUUGCUGAAUAAUUGAAGUAGGUACCCAUUUACAUCUCCUGGCUCGGCAACAUGGCAUCAACAGAAAAUGUGUACUUCAUCUUAACAAAGUCUGAACGGAGUUUUUUCACAAAAGCUGGAAGUAUUUUUUUUAUGCCUUAUUAUAAGUACAUGUCAGAAAUCAAGAAAUCCCCCCCUCCAUUAAAGCUACGAAUGUGUUUAAUUAACUACGACUCUGGAAUAGACUAUGUCUUGGAGGCCAACGACAUGGAGCAGCUGUGUGUAGAGGAAGUUGAGCUGCUGCAGGCACUGCCUGAUGAUGCUGAGAGGCUGAGGUGUUUCCGAGAGCGACAUGAUCUGCAAGCAGCAAUGCAACUUGUUAUAGGCAGUGAAGUGACUGUGGAGGAAGCUGGGAAGAAGCUCAGAGGCAUCAUCCGUUACUUUGGACCCAUAACAAAGGCAUCUUUUUUACAUCCCGUACCAGGAUCUUUUUUUGGAAUUGAACUACAGGGAGCAGACAGAGGAAAGGGCAGAUGUGAUGGGACCUAUAGGAAUGAAAGAUAUUUCAAGUGUGACAAAAACUGUGGAAUUUUUGCCCCAUUCAACAGAGUCAGCUCUUUAUUACCCCCUGUCCAAAAGCCAUCCCUUCAGACAGAAGGGCUACAGUUGGGAGACAGAGUCACUUACUUUGUCGAUGAUAAAUGUCGCCAUGGAAUGGUGCUGGCUUUACUGGAAAUGGAUGGACGAUGUUUCGUUCAGAUCUCCACAGACAAAGAUGAAUCUGGGAAGACGGGGGGUGAAGUUAGAAUUCCAUUAGAAGAGGUUAUCAAAGGAGAGCUGACUGCAGGGGUAGAGAACAUGGAUGUCGACACACCCCCAGAGGCUGAUACAGAUUAUCUCUAUAUAGGUCUGAGUUUGAACUCUAUGGUAGAAGUGACUCUGGGUUUAGGCAACACAUAUGGAAUUAUUCGCUGGAUAGGCAAGCUGCCUGAUCGAAGCGAAACUAUGGUUGGCUUGGAGCUGGAAGACGACAAAGGAGUGAGUGAUGGUACCUUUAAAGGUCAGCGUUAUUUUGAUUGUCCUAUGAAGAGAGCCCUGUUUGUGAAGCUGAUCUCAUGCCGGCCUGACUCACGCUUUCAGAGCACAUCAUCCAAUCACAAAGAGAAAAUGCAGCCUGAGGACACUGUGGAUCAAACAGACCACAGUACAGCUGAGUUGCAGACUGUUCCGCCUAUGAGCACAGAGCAGGUUAAGCAGCUUCUGACUGGACGAAUGAAGGGGGUUCAAGGACACUGUAACUCUUGCUACAUGGACGCUGCCCUCUUCAGUUUGUUUUCCUGCUCUUCUGUGUUGGACUCCAUGUUGUUCAAAUCAACAACACCUCAAGAUGCCCCAAUUCAGAGAACACUGCUCAAUGACAUAGUCAACCCCCUCCGCAGUAAUGGCUUUGUGGAAGGAAGACACAUCAUGAAGCUACGACAGCAGCUGCAGAAACACGGCUACAGCCAAUCAUUCACCACAGAUGAGAAGGGUCUGCUUAUCUGGGAAAGAUUUUCUGGAAGGCAUUUGUUUUGUCUUAAGUGGUUGAGUUUGAAGUAUUCAUGUUACUUUUGUCUUUCAGAUCCAGAGGAGUUCCUCACUGUCAUCAUGCACCACAUUCUCGCCCUGGACCCUCUGCUAAAACUAUCAGCUGCAGGUAAAGUGCAGGAGAGUUACUGCUAUCAGAUUUUCCUGGACCAGAACCACAGACUAGUUCUGCCGACAGUGCAGCAGCUACUAGAACAUUCCUUCCACAGUGCAGGUCUUAAGCUGGCAGAGGUGCCGUCCUGCCUCAUCCUCCAGAUGCCUCGCUUUGGGAAGAAAUUCAAGAUGUUUGACAAAAUCAUUCCCUCUCUGGAGCUGGAUGUCACUGACCUCCUCUCUGAAGGUCCCCAGCAGUGCAUGCUCUGUGGAACCCUGGCACGGGUUGAGUGUGUCGACUGUUUUAAAGAUCCCCUUUUCAGCCCGACAGGAUUCAAAGUCUUCUGCAAGAAGUGUUCAGAACAGGUACACUCCCAUCCUCAGCGUCGCAGCCAUAAACCAGCAUCCCUGGAAAUCCCAAAGGGUUAUGUUGGACGUAAAAACCCUCACACUAUGAUCAGAGACAAAAUGGAGCUGUUCGCUGUGCUCUGCAUCGAGACAAGCCACUAUGUGUCCUUUGUCAAAUAUGGACCAAACACUGAGGACUGGAUCUUCUUUGACAGCAUGGCAGACAGACAAGGAGAGAUGGAUGGCUACAACAUUCCAGAGGUGCAGCCCUGCCCCGAAGUUGGUGAAUACCUGGAAAUGUCCCCCUCCGAGCUGGCCAACCAGGCACCUCGAGAUAUGAAAGGUGUAGCAAAGCGUCUCUUCUGUGAUGCCUACAUGUACCUGUAUCAAAGCACCACUAUGUGCCUCUAUCGCUGAUGGAACUUGAGCACACUGGACAUUUUGCUAUUUGUGUAAUUUCUUUUUGCUGCAUUGUUUUUUUUUUUCUUUUGUUAACAUGCAAAUAUUUUAAAUGUGUGUGUGGUGCUUGGGUGCUGGAAAAAAAUUAUAGUGACAAUAAUUUUCUAAUAUGGCAUGAAGUAGAGGAUAAACUGACAUUGCUUUCUAAGUAAUUUGCACUAUAAUCUGAAGAAAAUAAUUACUGGCUUGCAGCAUGUGUUGGACAUAAAUUACAUAUUGCACUGUAAAAAUAGUUUUACAGUUUACUGCUGAUGUUUGUAAUUACUUUUAAUUUUAUUUACAGCUUGUAUAGUGAAAGUAAAUGAGUUUUGCUGAUGAAAAACCCUUCAAAGUAGACAGUAGUGAUGAUUCAGUAUGGUUCAUUAAGAAUGCCAUCUAACCAGCUCUAUUUUAAAAGCUUAUGUUAUAUGCUGCUGUUAUUUUGGCAUCAGAUUUGGAUGUUGGCUGGAUUUCUUUAUAUAUUUAGAUAUAUUUUUUUUUAUCUUCUGGUAUUUAAAUUUCACACCUGAAAAUGAAACGAUGAUUUUAUUCUUGACAAAGAUGUUUCUGUUAGCAACCAAAGAGACGAAAAGAUGUUGGGAAUAAUAUCACAGUGGAAAACUGUGCUUGACUGGCUGCUUGGGAGUCCUGGUUGAACUUGUGACCUUUUUCUAUUUUUUACUAUUACUACUUCUGAUAUUCAGUAAAAUAGAUGUCAUAAAUAAAUAAAUGCAAUCAAUAAAA